Molecule: messenger RNA, 783 nt
Organism: Gossypium arboreum
Lineage: Eukaryota; Viridiplantae; Streptophyta; Magnoliopsida; Malvales; Malvaceae
Product: abscisic acid receptor PYL2-like
Exons: 1
Coding region: 92-661 (189 amino acids)
Biological process (GO): abscisic acid-activated signaling pathway
Cellular component (GO): cytoplasm; nucleus
Molecular function (GO): signaling receptor activity; abscisic acid binding; protein phosphatase inhibitor activity
Source: RefSeq, a predicted model, not a curated record
CCCCAUUCUCUUAAGCUUUGUCAUUUAGUCUCUUUUCCUUCUAUAUGAACUCAAAAGCCUCCAUUUUUUUCCUUCAUCAUCAACAACAGGCAUGGACUCAGCGGAGCCACCCCCUCACGGCCUAACCAAAGAAGAAUACACCGAGCUUAAGCCAUUGAUCCAAACAUACCACAAAUUCGAGCCAAUACCCAACACAUGCACGUCCCUCAUAACCCAACGCAUCGACGCUCCGGUCCGAGCCGUAUGGCCAUUCAUUCGUAGCUUCGAAGCACCUCAAAGAUACAAGCACUUCAUAAAAAGCUGCAAUAUGAGCAGCGGCGACGGCGGUGUAGGAAGCGUUAGGGAAGUCACCGUCGUUUCGGGUCUACCGGCGUCGACGAGUACGGAGAGGUUGGAGAUGUUGGAUGAUGAGAAGCAUAUAUUGAGUUUUAGGGUCGUCGGUGGUGAACAUAGGUUGAGGAACUACCGGUCGGUGACGUCGGUGAGUGAGUUUAAAGAGGAAGGUAAGGUUUAUACAGUUGUUUUGGAAUCUUAUAUCGUUGAUAUACCGGAAGGGAAUAGUGGAGAAGAUACGAAGAUGUUUGUGGAUACGGUGGUGAAGUUGAAUCUACAAAAGCUUGGGGUUAUUGCAAUAGCCGGUUCAGUUCAUGGACAUGAUUGAAUAUUAUUAUUAAGGGGUGGUUUUUGUGAAGAUGAUGUUGGGUUUUUUAUUGAUGGGAUGGUAAAAGUAUGUAAUAAAAGUUUGAUUUUAUUUCUUUUAAGUAAAUUAGUAUUUGUACUAAA